Messenger RNA from Pseudo-nitzschia multistriata, 752 nucleotides. Lineage: Eukaryota; Bacillariophyta; Bacillariophyceae; Bacillariales; Bacillariaceae. The record is from the annotation of a GenBank genome assembly.
GCGCAUCGCAUCGCAUCGAACGCAAGCAAGAACACAAGCAAGCAACCCACCAACCAUGUCGCCAGCGGCCGCCCCCUCCCGUGAGCCGCGGGCCCCGGCGGUGGAGGUCAUCGGGCCCGGGGAACAACCACCGAACCCCGUGAUCCAGACCAUCCCCUUUGCGAUUCCCCCGCCGCUCCCGGUGGCCUCGCUCCCCUCGACCGGCAGGAACGGAAUCGUCGGAUCGAUCGUCAGAAUGGGGAAAAARUCCGCCAUGGUGUGGGUCGGGUGGGGCCUGCUGGAAGAGGACGGCGCUCCCGCCUCCGCUUCCAGAGCAGAAACAGCGAAAGAAGCUCACGGCGGGGACCCCUCGUGGUCCGGCUUUGGAACGGSGACCCCGGCGAUGGGCCAGCUCGUCCUGGCCAUGCCCCGGACCCGCUACGCCGGGGCCUUUUCGCCGCCGGGCGGGGAGGCCCCCUGCUCCCAGCUGGUGGGGAGCGCCUCCUCGGAGGACCAGAUGCUCGCCAACCAGAUGGCGGCRCGGCUCAGCUCGAGGUCGGGGAUGGCAAUCUACGUCUCCUGCCGGCUCUCCUCGCUCGAGGGCCUGGGSGGAUCCCCCGGCCCCGAGGCGGACACCCUCUGCCAGCGCGCCGCGGCCCUGGCGGAGAGAGAGGCCUGGAAGAUCCUCCGGGAACAGCAGCAGCAGCAGUAGAGACAGCGGGGGGGACGGAGACCGCGGCGACGGGAGGAACCAAAAAAGGGCAAGGCGUGUC